AUGGACGAAGAAGAGGUUAUGGAGAUUUUGAAAAACAAUUUGCUCCCUGAAACCCGCGAAAAGCUUUUGUAUCAGCCAGUACACUCAGUUGGACAUUUACGUAGGUUAGUAAACAUGAGUGAGAAUUUAGAAAAUGAGCUCCGUUGCCGUGCAGAAAGCGCUACCAAACCGAGACCGGCAGUCAAUCGCCGUCAAGUCUAUGCCCUUGAGGACGCUUGUCAUGAACCAACAGAAGAUGUAGAUAUUGGAGGAGAGUUAGCAGCUCUUCGUAGUAGCCACUCGAAAACCAAGUGUUGGAACUGUGAGGAGUUAGGUCACAUUUGGGAAAACUGUUUGUCAGAACGUCGUAUUGUUUGCUACGGAUGUGGCGCUCCGAAUGUCUAUAAGCCACAGUGCACAGCUUGUCUCCGAAAAUUAUCGGAAAACCGUCAAACGGGUGCAUCCAACGCCAACCGGAUGGGCCCGAAAGCUAACCAGAACGAUAUGCGCAGCUAUGCUGAAGUUUCGUUCUUGACGUAUAAAAAACUUGGUCUCUUGGAUACAGGAGCGAAUAUAAGCUGCAUCGGUUCCUCUCUUGCAACAGAAGAUUUUUCUAAGAUACCUGAAUUUAAACCUUUAAAAUCACUAGCUAGAACCGCAGAUGGUGAAGAACAGAAAAUUAUAGGAGUUCUUGACAUUCUUAUGACUUAUAAAACAGUCAAAAUGCCAAUGAAACUUUCUCUAGAUAACACUGUGGACUCAACUGGAACCACAGAAAACGUGUACCCUUUGAGUCAGCAGCAAAUUCAGCAGUUAGAAGUCGUUAAGGCUUUGUUUCCGAAUGCUACUAAAGCUUUAGGACGUACCACAUUUAUCCAACAUCAUAUUGAUGUAGGAGACGCAAAGCCUGUGAAACAGCGUUUCUACCCCGUAAGCCCGGCUGUAGAGAAAUUGCUUUAUAAAGAGAUCGAUCGUAUGCUCCAACUGGAUGUAAUUGAGCCGUCGGUCAGUGCUUGGAGUUCACCCAUGCGUCUCGUUGUGAAACCCAACAAAGUUCGACUUUGCUUGGAUGCCCGCAGACUUAACGAAGUCACAAAAAAGGACGCUUACCCUUUACCUAGUAUUGACGGAAUCCUUUCUAGACUACCUAGCGCUAAUAUAAUCACCAAACUGGACCUUAAAGAUGCAUAUUGGCAAAUUGAGCUCAGUCCUGACUCAAAGCCGUUGACCGCCUUUACGGUCCCGGGACGACCGCUUUAUCAAUUUAAGGUAAUGCCAUUUGGGCUAUGCAAUGCCCCGUCUACUAUGUGCCGCUUGAUGGAUGAAAUCAUUCCACCUGAUCUUCGACAUUGCGUUUUCGGUUAUCUCGAUGACCUUUGCAUUGUGUCGGAAGACUUUUCAUCACAUCUCGCUGUGUUAGUUCGUUUAGCGGAGAAAUUCCGCAAAGCAAAUUUGACCCUCAAUAUUGACAAAAGCCAAUUUUGUGUCACAAGCAUUAACUACCUAGGUUAUAUCAUUGGUAGCGGAGGUAUUCGUACAGACCCUGCUAAAGUGCCAUGCAUUUUAAACUGGCCCUCGCCUAAAAACUUGCAGCAA
Rhagoletis pomonella (apple maggot) is the source of this 1575-nucleotide messenger RNA. RefSeq lists its product as uncharacterized. Gene Ontology annotation, biological process: proteolysis. Gene Ontology annotation, molecular function: zinc ion binding; nucleic acid binding; aspartic-type endopeptidase activity. The annotation marks the transcript as partial. The record is from RefSeq and is a predicted model, not a curated record. The transcript has 3 exons. NCBI's taxonomy places the organism in Eukaryota, Metazoa, Arthropoda, Insecta, Diptera, Tephritidae.